This is a messenger RNA of Funneliformis mosseae, 1278 nucleotides long. NCBI's taxonomy places the organism in Eukaryota, Fungi, Glomeromycota, Glomeromycetes, Glomerales, Glomeraceae. The record is from the annotation of a GenBank genome assembly.
AUGAAAUUUACCAACAUUUUACAGGUUUAUUGUAUCGUUACCGCAUUCUUGACAUAUUUUGAAAAAAAUCCUGCAACUUUGCAUUUGAAAAAUUUUUAUCUAGUUGGAUAUGCAGCUAUAAAUGCGGUUUUUACACCUUUUGGUAUAUCAGGGGUUGUCGGGGGAUUAAGUCGUAAAAAAUCAUUAAUAAAAGCAUUCACCCGAUUUCAGUGGUGGUUGGCUACUUUCAUUCUUAUUGGUUUAAGUGUAUUUAAUGUUAUACUUUCCAGAAAUGAAAAUAAUAAAAAAGACUUCAUUGGCAGAUGUCAAAGAAAUUUCGCGAAAGGUCAACCUGAAACCAACUUUUUAGAUCGAUGCAAAAUUAUAGUUGAAGAUGCUGAACAAGCUACAUUAAUUGCUGCAUGUUCUGAGGGUGGUAUCAUGCUCUUUCUUGGAGUGAUACUAUUAAUAGUUGGCACGCGUGAAUAUAGUUCUAUAAGCUUGGAAGAGGAAACCAAAAAUCUUCUCGAAAAAGCCAAUUUUAACGAGAACGAAGAGAUUGAUGUUAUAGGAGGUGGACGUUCGUCUUCUACUUUACAACGCAAUCUUAGCGAUGCUAGUAAUGGUGGCAAUGUUGAUGUUGUUAAGAACGUUAAUUGUGGACCUAAUAAUAAUAAUAAUGUUGGCACUUUCAUCACGGAUCAAUACGAUAUAGGAAGAUAUCCUCCUAAUAAUGUAACAAAAGUUAGGCGUCAACCAUCUAAUAUAACUCAAACUGCAGUCAAUGUAGAUUUAGCACGUCGUCCAACUAAUGCAGAUAAUAUGAGUGCUAUACAACAUUCAGGUUUGAGAAGACAUCCAACAGAACCUAGUUCAAUUCCUUCUUCUCAUGUAGGAAAGAGGAAUAAAGCGGAAUCAAAUUUUAUGUCUCCAUCUUAUACCGGUUUAGCUAGAAAUCAAACAAAUCCUGGAAGUAUCCCAUCAAACAGAUAUAAUGGUUUAACGCGUUAUCCAACCAAUGGUACUAAUGUUUCUGCAAAUAUAAUAAAUGUAACGCGUCAACCAACUAUUGGUAAUGUAUAUGUUUCAGGAAAUUAUGCAGGAGUUCCGCAAACAACAUAUCCUAUUGCUCCGAAACAUUCCCUCUCAAUGAAACGUUACGUGAGUCCGCCACCCCCAUAUGUAGUUCAUCUUCAGCAGCAAAAUAUCGUUCCGAUAUCUGAAGAUUAUCAUGAUGACCCUUAUUACUCCCACACAAAUUCUACAGAACCACAUUUAACAAGGUUGGGAAUGCAUUAA